Messenger RNA from Callorhinchus milii (elephant shark), 2313 nucleotides. RefSeq names its product solute carrier family 2, facilitated glucose transporter member 10. Gene Ontology annotation, biological process: transmembrane transport. The record is from RefSeq and is a predicted model, not a curated record. NCBI's taxonomy places the organism in Eukaryota, Metazoa, Chordata, Chondrichthyes, Chimaeriformes, Callorhinchidae. Gene Ontology annotation, cellular component: membrane. Bases 396 to 2141 code for a protein of 581 amino acids. Gene Ontology annotation, molecular function: transmembrane transporter activity. The transcript has 6 exons.
CUUCCGCCCAAAUCAGUCACAGCUCCGGAGCCUCUGUCGGUGUCUCCACCACUUGGGCUCCAGAGGACACAGAUCGCGGGGAUUGUGGCCAAACAGCACUUUUCCGGCUAUUUGCAGAUCGGACAAUGCGCCGAUGAGAAGUUUUCGGGAAAACGAUGCUCAGGAAAGUGCAUUUAGGCCAUGAGAUCCGCAACAUCUCAACUAACACUUACAAACGCCUUUGAAGUUGCUCUGAGUUGGCGGAGGGGGAGUCGUGUCUUUUGAUGCAAAAAGGAAGAUCCGAUCUGAUACAGAAACGGUCCUGAUCUUUGUCCAGAUGCUCAGUCUCUGAGACUUACACUGCAGAGAGGGAGCGAGAGAGAGAGAGAGACAUCCUGCAUUAGCUGUGUGGAAAGAUGGGCAAAACAGCCUCCGUGCUCUUCUUGUGUUCGACAGUGGCUCUCCUGGGGGGGCUGAUUUUCGGGUACGAAUUGGGCAUCAUCUCGGGGGCAUUGUUGCAACUCCAGCAAAGCUUUGCGCUCAGCUGCUGGCAGCAGGAAGUGCUGGUCAGCGCUCUCCUCAUUGGGGCUUUCCUGGCCUCGCUGGUCGCAGGGCCGGUCAUCGAUUACCACGGCAAGAAGAAGGCGAUGUUGCUGGGGACGAUCCUGACAUGUGGAGGCAGCGUCAUCCUCUCACUAGCGUCCGCCUUCACGGUGCUGGUGACCGGACGGUUGGUCAUUGGAUUCGCGAUGUCCGUCUCCUCCACCGCCUGCUGUAUAUACGUUUCCGAGAUGGUGAGGCCUCACCAGAGAGGCAUGUUGGUGUCUUUGUAUGAAGUUGGGAUCACGGUGGGAAUAUUAAGCGCUUAUGCAUUAAAUUACGUUUGGUCGGAUGUGGGAAGUGGAUGGAAGUACAUGUUUGGGUUGGCCAUCGGGCCAGCGGCCCUACAGGGUUUCAGCCUCAUCUUCCUGCCUUCAAGCCCUCGCUGUGUCACAACUGGAGAUGAUGAGUCCCAGAAAGUCCUCCUGCAGCUGUACAGCACAGACCGCGACCACCUCGACUCACAAGACGUCCAUUCGGCUGAAAGAAUCGAGGACCAGUACAGCUUCCUGGAUCUAUUUGGGUCGAAGGACAACAUGAGGACUCGGAUGGUGGUGGCUCUGGUGUUGGUCAUGUCCCAGCAGCUGACUGGGCAGCCCAACGUCCUAUACUAUGCUUCGAUCAUCUUUAGGUCCGUGGGGUUUCACAGCAACCAUUCUGCAGUCCUGGCUUCAGUGGGACUAGGAAUAGUGAAGGUUCUGGCCACUUUGGUCGCCAUGGUUUGUGCUGACAAGGUGGGCAGGCGGACAUUACUGAUGAGCGGCUGCACUGUGAUGUCUGUUUCCGUCACUGUGAUUGCAUUCCUGAACCAGAACCUUACGGUGGAAUUACACAAAACCUGCAGAGUUGAAACCCAGGUUAAUGGAUCUUUCCACACCUUAAACUCCAGUUUAACAUCCGACUCAGUCGUUUGGAAAUCAAACUCAUGGUUUACCAACAAUAGCCAAGUCAACACGAUGUCGUCCGUUCCUGACAACCCACAUUUUACAUUUGAUGAUCGUUUCAGCAGCAAUCGAUCGCUUCAAGUUGUUGAUGUUGUGGACUCCUGGCUCCCUACUUCAGAAGAAACUUUUCAUAUGAAGAACCCAAAAAGCCACAUCAGACGGAAUGCUAUAGGCUCCACUCGCUUCUCCAAACAUUUGGCAUUAAAUUGGAUAAUGUUGCUUAGUAUGAUGGCCUUUGUCAGUGGUUAUUCAAUUGGCUUUGGUCCAAUGACUUGGUUGGUUCUUAGCGAGAUAUUUCCCGCGGGAAUAAGAGGACGAGCGUUUUCGUUCUCGAGCAGCUUCAACUGGGCGACAAACAUCCUGGUUACCUUAACGUUCCUGGAUACAAUCGAUACAGUUGGACUGUCUGGGACUUUCCUGUUCUACGGUUUGGUUGGUUUCGCUUCUGUGGUUUUUAUAUACCUUUUCCUCCCGGAGACGAAGGGAGAAUCCUUGGAACAGAUUGACAAACACUUCUCUGGUGCACGGGUCUCAGAAAUCAAAUGCUGUUGUCGAAUUCCUGACCGAAGAGGAGCGUCUGGGGACAGAUAUCAAAGAGUUGAAGUCUCAUCGUUGUAGAACACAGAGCUCUGAAGCCUUUCUCCUUUGGCACGAGAUUUUGUGACAACACUAAAUGAGAUUGAAUCUUGAUGAUGACAUCGAAUGGAAGGUGUCAGGGCUGGAUGCAGAUGUCCCAAUUUUUAUGGAUGUUUGUAACGACUUUCUUUUUACCUAAGUAUUUACACAGCUC